Ailuropoda melanoleuca (giant panda) is the source of this 2221-nucleotide messenger RNA. RefSeq names its product melanoregulin (gene MREG). Gene Ontology annotation, biological process: melanosome transport; melanocyte differentiation. The record is from RefSeq and is a predicted model, not a curated record. Gene Ontology annotation, cellular component: melanosome. The transcript has 5 exons. Bases 51 to 695 code for a protein of 214 amino acids. Lineage: Eukaryota; Metazoa; Chordata; Mammalia; Carnivora; Ursidae.
GCCGCCGCGGCCGUGUCCCAGUGCCGGCGCCGCGGGGCGCCUCGCUCCCCAUGGGGCCGCGGGACUGGCUGAGGACCGUGUGCUGCUGCUGCCCGUGCAGGUGCCUGGAGGAGCCCCCCGCGCCCGAGAAGGAGCCGCUGGUCAGUGAUAGCAAUCCAUAUUCUUCAUUUGGAGCAACUCUGGCGAGAGAUGAUGAAAAGAAUUUGUGGAGCAUGCCCCACGAUGUGUCCCACACAGAGGCAGACGACGACAGAAUCCUGUACAAUUUGAUAGUCGUUCGAAAUCAGCAGGCCAAAGAUUCAGAGGAGUGGCAAAAACUCAACUACGACAUCUACACGCUGCGACAGGUCCGGAGAGAAGUGAGAAAUAGAUGGAAACGCAUUUUAGAGGAUUUAGGUUUUCAAAAGGAAGCCGACUCUUUGUUGUCAGUGACGAAACUCAGCACCGUCAGUGAUUCUAAAAACACAAGGAAAGCGCGGGAGAUAUUGUUAAAACUGGCUGAAGAAACCAACAUUUUUCCAACCGGCUGGGAGCUCUCGGAGAGAUACCUCUUUGUCGUGGACCGUCUUAUUGCUCUUGAUGCAGCAGAAGAGUUCUUUAAAAUUGCCAGUCUAACUUACCCCAAGAAGCCAGGAGUCCCAAGACUGGCAGAUGGCCAGAAAGAACUGCACUACCUUCCAUUUCCAAGUCCUUAAAGGAGAGUCUAGGAGGCAGAAUCGGGAUGCCCUCCAUUGGUACUCAACAGCUAACCCAAGUUGGACAAAUGCAUAUAGAAGACAGUAAGCAAGUGGAGGGCUAGCUAAGUGAAAAAUGAUUCUAAAUCCUGUAAAAAAAAAAAAACAAAACUAAGGGUUUGGAAUAUGUGGUCUUCAAGAGGAUGUUACCGUAAGGAAUGUUCGGGUUGCGUUGAAACACACUGGUGAUCUUGUUAUCAGGGAGUUGGUCAGUGGAUCUUUCCCCCUGGCUGAUUGGAUUUCAAGAGCCCACCGUCUGCAUUUUGGUUUUGGUUGUACAAUAAGCCAAUUGGGAGAAUGGGAUGUUCUAGGUAAGAAAACAAUAAGAUCGGUAGAGCUAUCAUUGAGCCCAAAUAUGGAUUACUGAAUUUUAAAUAAUUGUUAUAUAAUAUAGGCUAAUGCCAAAAUAAUACGAGGUAUUAUGUGACCUUUCUUCAAUUUGGAAGAUCUGUCAGAACCCUGCAGAUUCAGAGGCAUCAUCUUGAGUAUGAGUCAUGAUUAUUCAGAGGUUCUGAUGCAGCAGAUAAUAGAAAUAUCUAACAGUGCUGUCCAGAAGGGACUUCCAGAUAGAUCCAUCCCAGGCAGAACUUCCUUCAGCGCCAUGUCAAAAAGCUCCGUCUUCAGUGGUGGGACAUGCCUCUUAAAUUCGCAACAUUAUUAAUACCUGGUUACCUCACGUUGGCAUCUCAUCCAUUUCUAGACCACCAACCCUUGCUAUGUUAUCUGGGAUAGCAUCUCUCCACGGAAACGUUUGACCUCCACUUCCUUCUCUUCUCUUAAACCUGCUUCUGGCUUAGCGGCUGAGAGUCACAUGUGUCCAGCGUCCCGCAGUACAGACUUGCAGCUCUGCGUAUGAGGGCAGCGUUGCAUGGAAGGUCAUCGCUGGACGCUCUUCCAUUUGGAAGAGGAUUUUCAAGAUGGAGCAAUGCUGCCAGUACAGCUGCUUCUCUCCACAGACGGAGACCUCCAGCCUCGGAAGUUACUUGCCACUUAAGCAAGGAGCUUGUCAGGAAAUAAAUCAAAUCAAUAGACUUUCAGAGCCCAUCAGAUGUAUGAGUAGGUUGCUGAGAACACUGGCAAUAUUUUUACUCCUAUAGACUUUGCUCUUCUGACUUGAGGUACAAAGUAACUUGUCUUUAGUUUGUCCAGGGGAUUGUGACUCAAAAACUUGCUGACCAGCUCUUUUGGUAGUGUACGCAAUGUUUGAAAUAUUUCUUAGAGGAGAUACAUGUUCUCCAUUUAUUAAUGCACUGCAGACCAAUUUAACUGACAUGUUUCAGGAAGAUUCUUUCUAGUAUAGUGAGCAAGCGAAAAGUUUUAUUUUUUAUAUUUAAUGCGUAACCUCUACUCUCUCUCAUGUUGUUUCAAGUUAGCUUGCAGAAAUUUCCCUCACUUCUGUAGGCUCUUGAGAGAUAAACGUACAAAUAGUGAAACAAGUAAAUAAAAACAAAGCAAACAAAAAAUAAACAAUAAAUCUUUGAAAAUUG